AGUGAGAUGGGGACAUGUAGUCACAGGCUGUUAAGGUGGGAGCAGUGGUCCUCAGGCCUGAGUGGGCCCUAGUCACCCCUAGGGAGCCUGUUUAUCCAUGCAGAUUUCCAGAGCUGCCUGAAAUUCAGACUUGAAGUUGCUGAGAUCUUCAUUUAGCUGGGAAGGGGGUGGGGAGAAUCUUCAUUUUUAACAAGUUUAGCAGACUGGUACAGGUGACCUGCAGCCCCUGCGUUCGGUGAGGGAUUGGCUUCCAGGGCUUUGGAGGUAGUAGGUGAGGUGGGGAGGAUGGACCUGGCUGACCACCUACCGUGUGACCUGGAGUGGGUUGCAUCUUCACAGAGUGUGUCUGCAUCUCUUAACACCAUGAAGUCAUGCGGGUUCAAGGACAUGGACAAAAGGUUUUGCACAGUGCUGUAACAGCCACCAUUUACUGACCUCUGACUCUAAACACAAAAGAGGUCAUCGGUGUGAAUGCCAAGAAGAAGGAAAUAAUGCCGGUGAACAUUUCUUGAGUAUUUACUGUGUACAAUCCCCUGUGCUAAAUCCUUUCUGUGGAUUAUUCUCGAUGAAAUGUUACAACACCCUGAGUAGGUGCUAUUAAUGGCCAUUCUACUAAUGAACUGACUGAGCCACAGAGAUGUUAAGUAACUUGCCCAAGGUCACGCAAAUGUGUAACUCUUCAGAGACUGAGGGAGGGAGGACGGGAGUGGGAAGGAGGAGAAGCAGAUUGUUGAGGGAGCGGCUCAAGAAGAGGAAUCGACCCCAACGCCCACCAGGUAUCUGGAACCCUUCAGCUUCGGGGACAGUUAGCGGGGAUGUGGGGGGGGCACUGGGUUUCGCCCCGGGGAAACGCGCUGGGAGGACUCUCCCACCUCGUGGGUCGGAGUUCGAAUCUGUGUAAGGUUCCUGGCCUGCUCGAGGCUGCUCCAAUGGGAUGGGGGCCACCCGCAGGGCCGGGCGGGGCUGUGUUGCCAUCUGGAGGCGCUGCGCCGCCGGCCACAGUGAAGGCGCGAGCAGCAAGAGUGCGCGCAGGGCUGGAGGGAGAGCAGCCUCCGCCGCCAGCGCCGCGGCGGCACAUGGGCCGACCCCGCCGCCGCACCUAGCAGCUCCGGCGGACCCCGUCUCGCAGCCUGCCGCAGCUCCGGCCAGCCGACCAGCCAUGUCGCUCAGCGGAGCCUCUGAGCGCAGCGUCCCGGCCACCAAGAUUGAAAUUACCGUGUCCUGCCGGAACCUGCUGGACCUCGACACCUUCUCCAAGUCCGACCCCAUGGUGGUGCUUUACACGCAGAGCCGGGCCAGCCAAGAGUGGCGGGAGUUCGGACGGACCGAGGUGAUCGACAACACGCUGAACCCAGACUUCGUGCGCAAAUUCGUCCUCGACUACUUCUUCGAGGAAAAGCAAAACCUGCGCUUCGAUGUGUAUAACGUCGACUCCAGAACCAACAUCUCCAAACCGGAUUUCCUGGGACAAGCGUUCCUGGCCCUGGGAGAGGUGAUCGGAGGCCAGGGCAGCCGAGUAGAGCGACCCCUCACGCGUGUACCAGGCAAGAAGCGUGGCACCAUAUUGCUGACCGCAGAGGAGCUUAGCAAUUGUCGGGAUAUUGCCACCAUGCAGCUGUGUGCAAACAAGCUGGACAAGAAGGACUUCUUUGGGAAAUCAGACCCCUUCCUCGUGUUCUAUAGGAGCAAUGAGGAUGGCACGUUCACCAUCUGCCACAAGACGGAGGUUGUGAAAAACACGCUGAAUCCUGUGUGGCAGCCCUUCAGCAUCCCUGUGCGGGUAUUGUGCAAUGGAGACUAUGACAGAACAGUGAAGAUUGAUGUGUACGACUGGGACCGGGAUGGAAGUCACGACUUCAUCGGUGAGUUUACCACCAGCUACAGAGAGCUAAGCAAGGCCCAGAACCAGUUCACAGUGUAUGAGGUACUUAACCCUCGGAAGAAAUGUAAGAAGAAGAAAUAUGUCAAUUCGGGAACUGUGACGCUGCUUUCCUUUUCUGUGGACUCUGAAUUCACUUUUGUCGAUUACAUCAAGGGAGGGACACAGCUGAACUUCACAGUAGCCAUUGACUUCACAGCUUCCAAUGGGAAUCCCCUGCAGCCCACCUCCCUGCACUACAUGAGUCCUUAUCAGCUCAGCGCCUAUGCCAUGGCCCUCAAGGCCGUGGGAGAAAUCAUCCAGGACUAUGACAGUGACAAGCUGUUCCCAGCUUACGGCUUUGGGGCCAAGCUGCCUCCCGAGGGACGGAUCUCCCACCAGUUCCCCCUGAACAACAAUGAUGAGGACCCCAACUGUGCGGGCAUCGAGGGCGUGUUGGAGAGCUACUUCCAGAGCCUGCGCACAGUGCAGCUCUACGGGCCCACCUACUUCGCCCCUGUCAUCAACCAGGUGGCCAGGGCUGCAGCCAAGAUCUCUGAUGGUUCUCAGUACUAUGUUCUGCUCAUCAUCACUGAUGGGGUCAUCUCUGACAUGACACAGACCAAGGAGGCCAUUGUCAGUGCCUCCUCACUGCCCAUGUCUAUCAUUAUUGUCGGUGUGGGACCAGCCAUGUUUGAGGCAAUGGAAGAGUUGGAUGGUGAUGACGUGCGCGUGUCCUCUAGGGGACGCUAUGCAGAGCGGGACAUCGUUCAGUUCGUCCCAUUCCGAGACUAUGUCGACCGGUCAGGGAACCAGGUGCUGAGCAUGGCCCGACUAGCCAAGGACGUGCUGGCCGAGAUCCCAGAGCAGCUACUGUCCUAUAUGCGCACCAGGGACAUCCAGCCUCGCCCUCCACCCCCUGCCAACCCCAGCCCGAUGCCAGCUCCAGAGCAUCCCUGAAUAGCCCACCUAUCCAAAGCCUAGCAGCCUGCUCACCUGCCCACCCACUGCUUCUGCUGAAAGCCAGAGGCACCUGGAACCCUGGACCUCACUGGGAGGCCAGCUUGGAGGAUCGGUACUGGCUGGUCGAGCCCUCUGCCCCCCUCAACCAUAGGAGGGCCUGGCACUCCUUGCCUUCA
This is a messenger RNA of Balaenoptera acutorostrata (minke whale), 2997 nucleotides long. RefSeq names its product copine family member 9 (gene CPNE9). Gene Ontology annotation, biological process: cellular response to calcium ion. The coding region runs from base 935 to 2818 and encodes 627 amino acids. The record is from RefSeq and is a predicted model, not a curated record. Gene Ontology annotation, molecular function: calcium-dependent phospholipid binding. NCBI's taxonomy places the organism in Eukaryota, Metazoa, Chordata, Mammalia, Artiodactyla, Balaenopteridae. The transcript has 20 exons. Gene Ontology annotation, cellular component: plasma membrane.